Annulohypoxylon truncatum is the source of this 1522-nucleotide messenger RNA. RefSeq names its product trypsin-like cysteine/serine peptidase domain-containing protein. The record is from RefSeq and is a predicted model, not a curated record. NCBI's taxonomy places the organism in Eukaryota, Fungi, Ascomycota, Sordariomycetes, Xylariales, Hypoxylaceae. The transcript is spliced from 4 exons. Bases 269 to 1300 code for a protein of 343 amino acids.
CCCACUUGACAUUUGAUUGGAUACAUCUACCUCUUCGUAAACGUGGCACACAUGAAUGUGGCAUCGAGACAACCGAGUGCAUUUGACAUUUUGAAUCAAAGCUGUCUCCGCAGUCAAGUCACGAAUUAUGUACCUAUUCAUUGUCACAACAAAAUCAAUCAUGGCAACAUAGGUAAAUAAGGCCCUGGUACGAAGGCCUUCAAGUAUAACUUCAAGUCAAAACCAUCAAGACAAGCCAGGUCUGCUCUAAGACAUCAAAUCAUACGCCAUGAUGGAGUUCAUUGCUAAUUUGUUCAAGUCUCUCUUAAACCACCUCCCCGCUAAGGUUCAAACCGACCACGAUGUUAUUUGGCCGACACGGCUCGAGUCAUUCGCUCUCCGUCAAGUCCAGGGCGGAAGUCUCAUCUUUUUGAACGGGACACACCUACCACGCCAUCUAGAGAUUGAUGGACGAGAACCUCAAGCAAUUGUGUUCAGACAACCACUCCCGUCUGACCAUGAAGAGGCUUUGCUUGGCAUGAACCUUAGGAAAGUCAACCCAGCUGUCGACGUUCUAAAUGACGGGCCUUGUAGCGGGAUUGUGAGAGUGCUUGCGACUUUCAUAGACUGUUUUGGACAGCACUGGCUCGGCAAUGGAUCAGGAGUGGUCAUUGACAGUGAACAUGUCAUGACUGUUGGUCAUACUAUCUGGCAUCGGGAAUACGGGCUUGCCGUGUCAAUUACCAUUUGUCGGGAUAGUCGUGCCGGCCCAGAUAUCUACCAUGUAGAUGCCGGGGCUGUUCAUUUCCAGUGGGCCGAGGCAUCUUCGGCGAAGAAUGACUUCGCCAUUCUUCGUACUUCAAACCGUUUUCAGAGUGGGAUUAAACCCAUGCGCUACACAAGGUCACCAACUGCUCUAGCCACUACCAAUGUCAACGUCUAUGGUUUCUCUACCGACAUGCCCAUGGACCAAAAUGGUUACUGGCAUCCUCAUCUUAGUUACAGCUACGCCACGGUUGAGUGCGUGCCUGAUACCUAUGGCCUACUUGGUCACAAUGGAGAUACAUACCAGGGUGCCUCUGGUGGCCCUGCCGUCGACAAUUCGGGAGUAGUAAUUGCCCUUCAUAGGGGAAGCUACAGCUCAGGUAACGACACGAGUAACAGGGCAGUUGCCGUCAAUCAACUUGGGAAUGAUAUCGAAAAAUUCAAGGAGGCGCUUGCAGUUAUGACCGAGGGGACACCGGUAGGAGUAUCGAGGAUCACGCAGGGUGCUAAGUUCGGGCUCCGUGGCUGGAUUGGGGCUUGUUUUCGUUGGGAGUAAACCGAAGAACAAGCAAUGGGUACUGGGCCAACUAUUGGUCGUAGUUGACGAUGCUUAUGAGAACUAUGAUGCGAAGGGAUAGGAGCACGGGUGUGGAUCGGUUGGGUUUGGGUGAGCGUUCAUGAGGUACCUAGGUACGUAUAAGCAAUUAGGCGCCUAGGUAUGUAUUUAGAGAUACAAAAUAGACUCAGAGCUGCUUACUUGACGUGCAGUAUGUUACUU